CGCAGCCCGUGGGCGUGCAGAGCUUGAAGGGUCCGACCUGGUCAGGACGUUCUCCCGAGCCGCCGGCCCGCGCCCCGCUGGAGCCCGUCCCCGGCCGGCCAUGGACGCGGAUGUGACCCCCCAGUCCGUUCCUCAUCCCUACUGGCCCCGGGACCUACUGCUUGAGCGCUACCAGCCCAACGACAAGGCCGCGUGGCAGAUCCUGGCCUUCCUCGCGCUCUCCUCCGGGGCCUUGUGGGGAGCGACGUGGCUCCUGGCCGGCUGGCGGGGGGCGGCCGCGGCCCCCGUUGGAUUCAGGCGCCGGCUGGUCCUCGGCUGGUUCGCCUCCUGCGCUUUCAUCCACCUGGUGAUCGAAGGCUGGUUUUCCUUGUACCAUCAGGACAUCCCUGGGGACCGCUCCUUCUUAUCCCAGCUCUGGAAGGAGUAUUCCAAAGGCGACAGCAGAUACAUCACAGCGGACAACUUCACGGUGUGCAUGGAGACGGUGACGGCGCUGACCUGGGGACCCCUCAGCCUCUGGGCCGUGGUGGCUUUCCUCCGCCGCCACCCCCAGCGUUUCCUGCUGCAGCUUGUCAUCUCCUUGGGUCAGAUAUACGGCGACGUGCUCUACUUUUCCACGGAAUAUCGGGACGGUUUCCGGCACAGUGAGUGGGGCCACCCGAUCUACUUCUGGUUCUAUUUUGUCUUCCUGAACGCCCUGUGGAUCGUCAUCCCCGCCGUCCUCUUCCUCGACGCCUGGAGUCACCUCACGCAGGCCCAGAGAGCCCUGGACUCCCGUGCCCGUCCCAAGGGCAAGCAACAUUAAUGGCCACGUAGUUGGGUGGAGGCUUUCGCUGUUGCCGCUGCUCUGAGUUGUGUCCUGGAGCCUCGAUGUGAGGAGAAGGCCAAUUAUCUGGGGUGGGAAGGGUACUUCAAGUUCUGAAAAGUCCCAUUGCUCAACUGGGGCUAUUUUUGAUGGGUAAUUGAAGCAAGAUUUUUUCCCUUUCUCUCUCUUUCUCACACACACACACACGCUUCAUCUUUUCGGAUUGUGCUGUGUAGGUUGCUGUUUGGGUGCUUAGCCCGGGUCAGUCAUUCAGUCGUAUUUACCGAAUGGGAAGCAGCGUGGCCCGGUGGAAAGAGCCCGGGCUUUGGAGUCAGAG
Tachyglossus aculeatus (Australian echidna) is the source of this 1142-nucleotide messenger RNA. It is a transcript of the gene EBP, whose product is annotated as EBP cholestenol delta-isomerase. Gene Ontology annotation, molecular function: cholestenol delta-isomerase activity; steroid Delta-isomerase activity; C-8 sterol isomerase activity. Gene Ontology annotation, cellular component: membrane; endoplasmic reticulum. The transcript is spliced from 5 exons. Bases 101 to 805 code for a protein of 234 amino acids. Gene Ontology annotation, biological process: cholesterol biosynthetic process. Lineage: Eukaryota; Metazoa; Chordata; Mammalia; Monotremata; Tachyglossidae. The record is from RefSeq and is a predicted model, not a curated record.